This is a messenger RNA of Chelmon rostratus (copperband butterflyfish), 2585 nucleotides long. Its product is annotated as amine sulfotransferase-like. Gene Ontology annotation, biological process: sulfation. The record is from RefSeq and is a predicted model, not a curated record. Gene Ontology annotation, cellular component: cytoplasm. The transcript has 8 exons. Gene Ontology annotation, molecular function: sulfotransferase activity. Lineage: Eukaryota; Metazoa; Chordata; Actinopteri; Chaetodontiformes; Chaetodontidae. The coding region runs from base 189 to 1145 and encodes 318 amino acids.
UUUCACACCUGUUUCUUCCUCUGCUGACCCUCCUCACCUCAGAGUCCCACACACUUGACCUUCGCGGCCCCAGGAAUCACGACGUUGUUCAGACAACAGACAAUCAUUGUGCCCAGAGGAUGAAUCCUGAUGAUUUUGUCUUGUUCAGGUGACAGCCUGAUUUGUACCGAGGUAAACUCUAAUCUGGUAUGUACGGCAUUAGACCAACUGAGAACAGCCAGCAGCAGAUUCUUUCGAGCCGUGUUCACCUGAGGUGGAGGCCAUCUAUGGAUUCUCUGGAUUUUGUGAACCCUUACCUGUACAGAUACAAGAAGAGGAACUUUCUGGUCAAGGACAAAAUGCGACCUAAAGACCUUGAUGAGCUGCAGCAUUUUGAGAUCCAGCCUACUGAUAUCUUCCUCGUCACAUACCCCAAGUCAGGCACACAGUGGAUGCAGCAGAUCCUGGUCAAGAUCAUGGAUGCUGCAGACCCUGACUGGGUAGAAGAUGCCAACAACAGGGUUCGAAUUCCUUGGCUGGAGGAGAGAGCCGUGGACGACCCUUACCGAGAAAGGCCAGCUCCUCGGAUUUUUGGCUCACAUUUGCCCCCCGACAUGCUGCCCCAUGGAGUGAAAGAUAAGCAAAUUAAGAUUGUGUAUGUGUGGAGGAACCCCAAAGACGUCCUGGUGUCCCUCUACCACUUUGCUCACAGUUGGGUCUUGCUGGAACAACCUCAGAGCUUUGACGAGUUCUUUCAGCAGUUCCUGGAUGGUGAUGUUUACAUGGGAUCGUGGUUUGAUCAGGUGGGAGAAUACUGCGCAGUACGAGACCAACUGAACAUCCAUUUUGUGCAGUAUGAGAGCAUGCUGAAGGACCUCAGAGGGGAAGUUGUGAAGCUUUGUGCUUUCCUGGAAAAAGACUUGACAGAUGAAGCCAUUGACAAUGUUGUGAAAAUGUCCACCUUCAAAAACAUGAAGACCGACCCCAAAGCAAACUACAAGGACUUUUCAGAAACCAACCGCUAUAAGAAGGAAACCAUGCGCAAAGGUAUGGCGGGUGACUGGAAGAACCACUUCACAGUGGCCCAGAACGAACGCUUUGACAGAGUGUUCAAGGAGAAGAUGAGCGACUUUCCUCUGACCUGCAUCUGGGAGGUCAAACAGUAGCUCCUCUUCCAUUCAGCUCAGCCCUUCGCUGGAGAGAGUCUCCCUCAACAGUCACAAAGACAUGCACUUGAACCUCUUUGCACGGCGACCAACUAUCCUCCGUCAGAAAAUCAUACUUUGCAAACAGACUCCUCGUCUGUCAUCAACGUCAUUAGCCACCCCGUCGCCAGAUUAAAUGCUGGCGAUGUACGUUUCUGCAAGCCACCAAGUUUGAACAUGUCAGACUUCAGGUUUCUUUAGGUUUAAGUUUCAAUUUUAUGUUGUGACUGUGCUGGUUAAAGUCUGGUGAGGUUUAGGCCCCAAAAACAUUUAGUUCCCACUCACUUUUAAUGGCAGAUCACUGAUAUGACGCAUAUCAAACGUACAAAUUUUGUCGCAUCUGUGGUUUGCAGAAAUGUACGACGCUAACAUUUUAUUCUGGAGACUGGAUUUGUGAUAAGUUCACUCAUAUAACACAAAGCACAUUUUCUCACCUAACCUUUGCAGGAUCAUGCCAUGCAGAUAGUUGUGGUUGCAUUUGUGCAGGUUUUAAGACACCUGCUUCUAAAGAUUUCUGCUGCCUCCUCAAUGGAGUUGCAAUUUUUCCAUUUCUAGUCUGUAUUUCAACAAUAUCCUCAAUAGCAUUUAGCAUUGAAACACAGGACUGUCCUAAUAAGCAAUAAGUAAGUAAGUAAUGUUUAUUGUAUUUUCUCGUGUUUUGUCUGUCAUUUGGCUUUGCAGCCAGCCAGCCUCAGCUGCUGGGGAGAAAAAGCCAGCUGAUGAGGCACAGACCACCGUGUUACCACCGUUUACCGAACAUUGACUGCAAAAACAUGAGCAGAUACUUGAAAAAACUAAACUAAAAUAACUGGAACACUUGAAUGUAAUUUGAAAGCUCGGUCUUCUUAUUUUUUCAUUAUUAUUUGAGGAUUGCAUUUUUAAGUAUUUUAAUGAAUAGGGUUAUUUGUAGGAUUAGAGUAGCGAGAGGAGGAAAGAGAAUUUUUAAAAGAAUAAUUGUGAUUUUAAAAAGAAAGAUAUUUGUCCUCUGAUGGAGGGGGUGGCAGCUUGGACAUAAAGACAUGAUGAAAAUUGUUGAAAUCAUGUGUUAAAAUAUGCUUUUCUGUAGUUUGGGUGAUCUAACUCUUACACGCAAAGCAGAAAUAAAUGGUCAAUAAACCACAGAAGUAGUACAAUAGGUCACCAUAGCAGUGUGUGUGCAGGGCCAUUGUCCAGUGUCUCUCCUCUCUCCGUACUAUGAUAAUGUUUUAACCAUUUAUUUCACUGCAUUUUUGUUUUCUUCCAUUUUUGCUGUCACUGAAGAGUUCAAGUUUGUCGUCUUAGUUUUCAGUACAAAGACGUUGGAUGAAUAUAACCAUUAUAUACGCAUGGUCAUUGUGCUGAUUUUACACCUCUUGUCUAGCCGGGGCUUUGAUGAGCCGUCAAUAAAUCCACCGGAAACAA